AAAUAAUCGAAAUAUGGGACAACACUUGCGGAAGAAAUGGGUUGCUUUUUUAAGUUGAAAAAUGGAAGAGAGAAGGAGAUAGCAGGAGAAGCAGAGCGAGAGAGCGCCCCUCUGGAGUCGACCUUUGGAGUACGCGACGAGGGAGAUUUUGCUGUGUUCUUUUCUGCUGAAGAACAUAACGUCAAUGGCUUCACCAAAUGUUGGACAAGAUGUCACUCUACACGAGCACUAUAUGUUGGGUGAUGGGAAGGGAAUUGAGAGUGUGGAAAAAAUUGAAGUUAAGAUCCCAGUAGAUUCGGCUUCUGAGAAUGUUGUAACUGAGAAGAUCGAGGAAACACCUGCUGUUACAAAAGAAGCCACAGAAGCUGCUCCGACUGCAGCUGAAGAAAUUAUUGAGGUCACCUCUGCUGCAAGUCAGGAAGCUACUCCUGCUGCCAAAGACAUCAGUGAAGCUACCCCAGAUGCUGCUGAAGAAAGCAGCAACAAUGUUGAAGAGGAAAACUCGGGUGAUCAAGAAGUUGAACACACAUCGGAAAUAAAACUUGAGACAGCACCAGCAGAUUUCCGUUUCCCGAGUACCAACCAAACAAGGCAUUGCUUUACCCGUUACAUUGAAUAUCAUCGGUGCACUGCAGUAAAGGGGGAAGGGGCUUCUGAGUGUGAUAAGUUUGCAAAAUUUUAUCGUUCUCUUUGUCCUGCUGAAUGGGUACGUAUAUUCAUGCUUUUGCAUGUUAAUAGAACCAUACAUGCUUUCUUCUUAGCCUCUUAGGAAAUUUUAUAAUUGUAUCCAUGGCAUUAGCUAUAUUUCUUGUUCAUUUUUCUGCCCAAAGGGAAGGUAUAUUAAAUUACUAAAUGCUUGUUUGGAUACACUUCAUAUGUUUUUUAAAUAGUAAAUAGUAAUUACUACUAUAUAAAAUAUAAUAACUCUUAUAUAAAAAGUAUGAACUUAUGUCCUAUCUUUUAAAAUUCGAGGUAGUAAAAUUUUUUUAAUACUUUAAUUUUUAAACAAUUUUUAAAAGUCAUUGUCUUUUUAAGGUAUUUCUUAAAGGUUGUGAUAUUCCACAUCGGAUUGGGAAAAUUGUUUUUGUUGCUAUAUAUGUAUGAGCUCCUCUUAACUAUGUGGACACGUUUUAAAUUCAUGAGGAUCCUUUGAGCCUAAAGUGGAUGAUAUCUACAUGGUUGGGAGCGAAUUGUUACAAAUGGUUACAAAGUUGAUUCCCGACCUCGGUGUGGGAGUUUGUUUGACCCCAUAAGGGAUGCGUGUUUGUUUUGCCUUGAAAUCCUAUGGGAUACAACGUGGACUUUAUGUCUGCAUAGAAGGGUGAUUGUGAUAUUCCACAUCCGAUGAGGUAAAAAGUUCAUGACUCUACAUAUGUAAAAACUCCUUUUGACUAUGUUGACACAUUUUAAAUUGUGAGGGUCCUUUGCGCUUAAAGCAAAUAAUAUCUACACAGUUGGACAUGAAUCGUUACAAAGAGUUCUUACAUUUUAUAUAGGAGUUAAUGUCAUUUUCUGUUUUCAAAAAUGGAAAACAAGAAGCGUAUCCAAACAACAACUAAAUUACUAAAAUUUUAUAGAGUUUAGAAGGGAAUUGUUUAUUGAAUGCUCAAAAUUAACACUUGAAGGAAAUGAUAAUGUGAUUCUUCUUGCAUCCCACUAUAUUAGCUUUUUAUCAGAUACAUUGCUGAUCGAUUUAAACUGCACACUGUUGCUAAAUGCACUUUCUAAACAACCCAUUAUGGACAAGGAUGAGGGAUGGUCGAACUCUAGUUGUAGUUAUGAAAACAUCUAACUGUAACCAUAUGUUAACAUGAUCAUUGGUUCAAUUGUAUAUGCAUAUGUGAACUGAAUUUUUGAUGGAAAAUCAUGUGCCUAAUUGAUGUAUAAUUCUCAAAAUUAAGUCAUCUUUUAGGUGAUUUGCUUUCAUAACUAUUGUAGUUUGAAAUGCAUGAAGUUUUCUAAUUGCAUUUCAGUUUUAAAAAAGUAAUUCUCAAGUCACUCAUGUUUUAGUUUACAAAAUCUCAGGUGUGGAGAUUUUCUACUUCUUACCUUGGUUUGCCUCUUAGGGCACUUCAUAACUCCUCUGUUGUGUGGGAUGCACUAGAGGAGAGAGAUAAAAGGAGAUUGAUUUCUUGGAAAAAAUAGUACUUAUUCGAAGGAGGAAGAUUAGUCCUUCUGUAGAGUACUCUUGAGUCUCCCAAUCUAUUUUAUGUCUUUCUUUGCAAUCCCUGGAAAAGUGAGGAUUUGAUUAGAGAAAAUUUAAAUAGACUUUUUUAUAGGGUGAUCUUGGGAAUAAGCAUGUAAAAAACUGUUCAAGUGUGCAAUCCUAUUUUGUAGUCUUAAUCUUAACAUAAAAAAGGCUUCUCAUCAUUGCUUUGACCACUCAUUCCUUGCCAACUACCUCCAGGAAAAGACUUGCAUCAUGCCUUUUGACUCACAUAAAUCCAUGAUUUGUAGUAGCUCCAAAUUUUGAACACUAUGUGCAGUGGAGCAUUGUGGAUGUUCUAGUGGGUACCUUGGAGGUGGAGCACAUCUAAUAGCUUGUUUGGGAUAGCUUCCUAUUUUUUAUUUUAGUUGGGAGUUGAGGCUAAGGUCACAAUUUUUAAAAGGGCAAUAUUGGUAUUGUAAAAUUUUAUUAUUAAAAUAAAGCUUCUAUAAGAAGCAACAUUUUUUUGACUUUUAUAUUAAAUUGUUUUUUAAGCCAUAAGCUCUUUGAACAAAAUUAGCCAAACAAGCAUAGAAGCUUUUAUUGCACUUAAAAAAGAGCUUUUAAUUUCUCAAAAGUUAUCCUAAACAAGACCUAAUAUUCUUUACAUUAGGUAAGUUAACUAUUUUUAAAUAAAACUUUAGUAAGGACAAGCAAAUAGCUGCACUAAAGAGAGGAGGCAAUUCGCUUGUCAAAAAACAUAGAUAAACUAGAAUAUCCAAGGAAGAGAAAACAAAAUUCAAAGAGGAGAUGCUUCCAACAAAAACUAAAUUGGAGGCCACACCCUACCUAGGAAUCUUCAUGAGUUGGCUGUUUUUGGGAAGAGAUGUUGCAUAUAAGGAGGUUUACAAGUGAAACAUUUUAUUUCAAUUGAAGAGAGGUUUCAUAAAAGGCUAUCGGUGUGGAAAAGAUAAUAUAUUUUUAUGGAGGGGACACUUGCAUUGAUUAGAAGUAUCUUGUCCAAUCUACCAAUCUAUUAGAUGUCCUUGCUUGUAAUCCCUAGAAAGGCCAAGUUGAUGUUAGAGAAGAUUUAAAAGGAUUUUCUCUGUGGACAUGAGACUCUGGAGAAAAAGCCUCAUUUAGUAAGAUGGUUUGUUGUUUGCAUGGAUAUGAAGAAUGGGAGAUUGGGUUGUACAAGUCUCUUUCUUCUAAAUCGAACUCUCCUUGGUAAGUGGAGUCGGGGAUAUGUUUCUAAAGGGGAUGGUUUUUGGAAGCAAAUUAUAAAGGGAAAGUAUGGGAAGGAGGAAGUGUGUUUGAUACUCUUGCAUGGUGAGAGAUGGUUACGGUGUUGGAGUAUGAAAAGCUAUAAGGAAGGAGUCUGAUAUUUUCGUUACUAGAACCAACCUCCUUUGAAGUAUAUAAUGGUAGGAGGGUUGAGUUUUGGAAGGACAAAUGGUGUGGAAAAAAGCCCUUGUGUAUUUCCUUCCUCUCCUUGUAUGCGAUGAUUGUCUCAGGAGGUUUGGGUGGCUGAUUUAUGGGAAGAUUCAGAAAUGCGGGAUCAUUAGAAUUUGUGCUUUUGUAGGCACUACAAUGAUUGGGAGCUGGACAUUGUUGAGACUUUCUUCUCUAGAUUGCUAGUGAAGUUAGUUAGGAGGAAAGAGAAUGAUAGGAUGAUCCGAAAGGAUUCUUAAAAGGGUGUGCUUUUGGUAAAGUCUUUCUAUUUGGUCUUGGAACUCGAGAGGUCAAUCCCCUUUCAAACAGAUGUCAUUUGUAAUCUGUGAGUCCCAUCCAAAGCGAGUUUUUUUGCUUGGGAAACUAGUUUUUGUGAAAGGGGGGGGGGGGGGGGGGGGGUUGUUUGACAUCAAAUCAGCUUUAGAAAAGAUGGUGGCCGCUAGUGAAUAGAUGUUUUCUUUGUAAAUUUGAGGGGGGACCUAUUGAUCAUAUUCUACUUCACUGUAUCAAGGCAAAGAUUCCAUAACAUUUUUUGUUCUCCUUAAUCGAUGUAGUUUAGGUGAUCCCUUCUUUGUUGAAAGAAACUCUGUUAAGUUGGUAUGAUUCCUUUGUAGGGAGGAAAAGAAAGAAGGCAUGGAGAGCACUCCUCUCUGCAUUUUUUGAACAAUUUUUUUGGGUACGAAAUUGAAGAGAAUUUGAAAAUGAGGAAAAGACUACUCAAAAGUUAAAACUUUCAUUCCGUUGCAAUCCCUCAGCUUGGGUUAGCAUGUCCUUAAGAAAAGACUCGAUGCCUUUGAUUGAUUUUGUACAUUGGGUGAGGUUUUUUGGUGGCUUCUUUUUUGAGGCCAUUCUUUUAGGUGCCUCUUGUACAAGUCCUAUGUACUUUGGGCUACUUUUUUGUUAUUAUAUGUUUUUUCAGUUAGGUCAUUGAUUAUUCCAGAAAGAACUGCUGGAAGCAUUAUUCCCUCAGCUUAUUAGAUUCACCUUGUGACCUGCCAAUGAUCCUCGAUUAGGUUCUUAUAUCCCAAAUAACUGACAGAAGCAUCGUUCUUUAGCUUGUUAGACUCACCUAGUGACCUGCCAAUGAUCCUAGAGAAGCCAUUCAAGUUUGGCCUCAUCAAAAUCUUAAGAGCACCAGAAACCAUAUGGUCAGGCAGAAGUAAAAUCUUCUGAACCCGAAUGAUCAUGAAGCAAUAGUUGUUUAUCUUGUAUAACAUUGGCUCGAUGAUCUAAUUGCAUGAACAUAUUUAUCCAAAAAAUCUCAGUAUCUCACAGCAGCUGGGUACUGAAGAGAAACCAAAAAUGACACAUUUGAAAAAACUAUUGAAAGCCAAUAUUGCAUACUAUGAAGAAUUACAGUAUUAUUUUAAGCCUAAAUCAUUUGAUACUUCUACUUCUCUAUCUCCUUGUAUCCGGAACUUCAUAAUAGGGAACAGGGGAACUAUUGUCAUGUCCCUAAAAGUGAUGAUUGAUGAAAACAUUUGUGUUCUUUGUAAUAGAGUAUGGCUCGCACAUGUAAGAUAAAGGGUCAAUUCUGAUAUAUGGCCAAUCUCCUGAAAUUUGGAACUGCAUUAAUUCUACUCCAGGUGAAGCAAAAUUUGACACAAUGUUCUUAUGGAGUUCUCACAUGGGAACCCGUGAAUCAUGAUCAUGAACUAUAAAUCUUUCUUCUUUAUGUAGAUUAUAUUUUCAUGUUUGAGAUUGCAGACAAUUUCUAUAUAUUUUUUUCAUUCAACUUAGCUCUUUAAGAGUUGCCAUCUAAGCUGACUUUUUUCAACUGUUUUUUGGUUGCAGGUAGAGAGAUGGAAUGAACAAAGGGAGAAUGGCACCUUUCCAGGUCCUCUGUAGAUGGUGCCCUU
This is a messenger RNA of Vitis vinifera (wine grape), 5457 nucleotides long. Its product is annotated as cytochrome c oxidase subunit 6b-1. Lineage: Eukaryota; Viridiplantae; Streptophyta; Magnoliopsida; Vitales; Vitaceae. The transcript has 5 exons. Gene Ontology annotation, cellular component: mitochondrion; respiratory chain complex IV. Bases 185 to 769 code for a protein of 194 amino acids. The record is from RefSeq and is a predicted model, not a curated record.